AGUAUUCUAUCCUCAUUAUUCCCAACUACUGUUGUGUUCAACUAGCAUUUAAGACUAGUGUUCUUAUUUGAAAAAUAAAUAAAAAACAUUAAAGGAAUGUUCAAAUAUAAAAGGUCAUUGAGUCCAUACUAUAACUGACUCAUUAAUCUGUUUCUGCUUUAUUUAUAGUGAGCUAGAACUUUUUCUGUCCUUGCCAUGGUGGAUCCUGUUCAAGUGAAAUAUACAACUUCUGCUAGUGAUUUUUCUCUUAAGAAGCAAGAGCUUCUUUCAAGUGCCAUGAAAAGAACAAGUGAAUGGAUUUUUUCUCAGGAGAUUCCUAGUGAUGUCAAUAUCCAAAUUGGAGAAGCUUCCUUUUCUUUACAUAAGUUUCCAUUAGUCUCCAAGAGUGGAUACAUUAGGAAACUUGUCUCCGAAUCUAAUGACGCUGACGUGUCCUUAGUUGAACUCUCCGAUGUUCCUGGUGGAGCAGAAGCAUUUGAGCUAGCAGCAAGAUUCUGCUACGGGAUAAACUUCGAGAUAAACGUGGAAAACAUCGCUGCGCUUCGUUGUGUGGCGGAAUAUCUAGAAAUGACUGAGGAUUAUGCAGUUGGGAACUUGGUGGAAAGAACUGAUGCAUAUUUGACUGAUGUAGCACUACAGACCAUUGCAGGUUCUGUUUCUAUUUUACAUAUUUCGGAAAGUCUUCUUCCGAUAUCAGAGAAAGCGAAAUUGGUGAGCAAAUGCAUAGAUGCAAUUGCUUAUAUAGCUUGUAAGGAAAGUCAAAUGUGUUCAUCUGGAAGAAGUGAUAGUGGCUCUGAGGGAGUGAUGGGAUCUUCGAUAUCGUCUCAACAGAGACCGGUUGUUGAUUGGUGGGCUGAAGAUUUAACUGUUCUUAGGAUUGAUAUUUUUCAAAGAGUUCUUAUUGCAAUGAUGGCUAGAGGGUUUAAACAGUUUGCUAUUGGUCCGAUUCUUAUGCUCUACGCGCAGAAAUCUCUACGAGGUUUGGAUAUAUUUGGAAAGGGAGGGAAAAAGAUUGAAGCUAGACAAGAGCAUGAAAAAAGAGUUAUUUUAGAGACAAUAGUAAGCCUAUUACCAAAAGAGAGGAAUGCAAUGUCAGUAAGCUUUCUAUCUAUGCUGCUCCGCGCAGCAAUAUAUCUCGAUACAACAGUUGCUUGCAGGCUUGAUCUAGAAAAAAGAAUGGCAACACAAUUAGGACAAGCUGUUCUAGAUGAUCUUCUCAUUCCUUCAUAUUCAUACACCGGCGACACAUUAUUUGACGUCGAUACAGUGCAAAGGAUCAUCAGUAAUUACUUAGAAUCUCAAAUUGGAAACCACUUUGCCUAUAACGGUGACGACGAAUACUUUUCCCCUCCACAAAGUGACAUUGAAAGAGUCGGAAAGUUAAUGGAAAGUUUUCUUGCUGAAAUAGCCACUGAUAGAAAUUUAUCAGUUGCGAAAUUUAUCAGUUUAGCUGAACUGAUUCCUGAACAAUCAAAGCCUACUGAAGAUGGAAUGUAUAGAGCCUUAGACAUCUAUUUAAAGGCUCAUUCGAAUUUAAGUGACAUGGAGAGAAAGAAAGUGUGCAGCGUAAUGGACUGUCAAAAGCUAUCACGAGAAGCAUGUGCACAUGCAGCUCAAAACGACCGUUUACCAGUCCAAACGGUAGUUCAAGUUCUCUACUACGAACAAGAACGACUUCGCGACGCAAUGAACGGCAAUGAAAACAGCGAAUCUCCGAUUCAGGCCAAACGGAAUUCAUAUUCUGGUGAGAAUCAAAUUCAUCCAGUUUCAAAUGAAAUCAUAAGCUUACGAAAGGAAAACGAAGAUCUGAAACUAGAGUUAGCGAAGUUGAAAACGAAGCUUCAAGAGAUUGAGAAUUCUGCGACGGUUAAAUCGACUGUUAAUAGUCCUGUUAUUAAAUCGAAGGUUAAUAGUCCUGUGAUCGUAAGUGCUUCUUCGCCUGCGUAUUCUGCUGAUAAGCCUCCAUUGCCGCGGAAAACUUCGUUUAUGAGUUCGGUUUCGAAGAAACUUGGGAAGCUUUCUCCAUUUCCGCGUGUUGAUGGUAUUAUUCCGCCUUUUGCUAAAGGUAGGACUAAACCAAAUAAGAAUCGACGUCAUUCAAUUUCAUGAGGAUCUGAGUUUUUAUUUUGUGAUUGUGUGAUUCUAUGUAAAUUAUUAUGAUGUUUAAGUGAGAACCAUAUUGUAAAGGGUGGUGUGGUGGUGAAAAAUAAAAUAUAAUUUUUGAGUUUUGAUUGCAGUCUUGCGGGUGAUUAUACGGUUUUGAUGAUAAAAAAAAUGAUAAACUAAAUUUGUGUUGGAA
Messenger RNA from Vicia villosa (hairy vetch), 2299 nucleotides. Its product is annotated as BTB/POZ domain-containing protein SR1IP1-like. The transcript has 5 exons. The coding region runs from base 196 to 2109 and encodes 637 amino acids. The record is from RefSeq and is a predicted model, not a curated record. Lineage: Eukaryota; Viridiplantae; Streptophyta; Magnoliopsida; Fabales; Fabaceae. Gene Ontology annotation, molecular function: protein binding.